CACCGCGCCGCCCAUGUUGAGAGGUGAUCACUUUUCGAAUGUGUUGCAUUUCACACCUCCACAGUCAGGUCGCUCAUAGGAAGCAUAAUUCAAAUGUUUACACCACGGAAAAACAGGAACAUCCGUAAGAAAAUCGAUGUCGAGGACGUGGACAUAGUCGCAGUAGAUACAUCUGAUACCACUACCGGCCCCACUUCAACCGUGGCAACCGUUGCUGCUGCUACUACCACCGAUACAACAGUUGUAGACACUACUGAAUCUGUUCCAAAGUCUAAGAAGACCAAGAAGAAAAUCAUUAGUACAGCUCUAAGUUUUGGAGAUGAAGAACAAGAGUCAGAAGAGACAUUCAAAGUCAAAAAAAGCUCUGCUAGUAGGAGGCUUGCCCUUAACAGGGGAAGCAGAGCAGAAGAUGGAGCAGAUUUAAAUCAACAUCAGCAUCAUGAGCAUCAACCCGCCAUUGCCAGUCGAGCAACUGUUGGGAACACGACCUCUUAUAGUAAAGAAGCAUUGGAAGAGUUACGGAAAUCAACUAAAUCUGCUACACCAUCCAGUCGAAUUUUUGACACAACCACUAGUGAAUCUCUUGUGGAAGAAAAAUUUCCAACUCUUCUUGGAGGCCCUACUAUUAUCCCGGAUGCGCAUGCAAUUCAUCUAGCAAAAAAGAAGCGUGAACAGAUGCGCCUAAGGAAUGAUCAUGAUGAAGAAGAAUUCAUCUCUUUAACAGGAGGCGAUGAUAAUAGGAUCAUCGAGGAAAAGAAUACAAGGCUGAUCAGAGAAGAAGACGACGAAAUGGACGAUGGUGAAGCAGAUCUCGAAAAUAUUUUGGGAGACAAGCUUGCACUGGGCAGUAAAGCCGAACGAAGGGCCUUGAAGAUCAAGAGGGAAGCUAGGAAAGAGCUGAUUGAUAACAUGGAUGAGGAUGGAGAAGACGAACUAGAAACGAGAGAGUGGGAGAUGCAGCAGAUUCGCAAUGCAGGAAUCGUUAAAAAAGAUACCAAGAAGACUGGAUUGGAUGCCCCUGUUUUGAAGAGCGUAGCAUUCCCCACUGCGGCGCCAAUCCCAAGUCUUGUUAGCGUUAGAAAACGACUUCAAGGACAUAUUGACAAUUUGAAGAGUCGACAUAGUCAACACACGAGACAUCUAGAUCAAAUCCGCCGUGAGGAAGCAGACAUUAUGCUUCGGACUGCAGAAUCAGAGGAAGCGAUGUCAAAGGCGAGUCAGCGUUAUACAUUCUUCCAAGAGCUGCGGUCAUACUGCCGAAACUUGGCUGCAUUUUUUGAAGAAAAGUUCCCCGAAUUGGAAGCGAUUGAACGGGAGUACAGGAGCAUGCUUUCAGAACGCACCAAACUGGUGGUAGAGCGAAGAGUUCUUGAUAUGAAGGAUGAUUUGGCAGAAUUUGCGAAUGUGGUGGAGGAUGAUGAACAUAUGAGCAAUGGUGAUAAGGAUGGAGAGCAGUCAGAGGUUGAUGAAUUUGGACGGAGUAUAAAAGCGGAUCCAGAUGGCGCUCGGAGACGACGGAGGGCCGAACGGGCGCGUCGUCAAGCUCAGAGAAAACGAUCUGAGAUUGAUGAUGAAACAAAUGAGAAGUCUCCGUCACGGAAUGGAGCCAAAAACUAUGAUGGAUUGUCCACAGACGAUGAGCUCGGCGCAGGAGAUGAGCAAGACUUAGGAGAGGCCGUUAUGGGCCUGGAAGAACGUCGUACCAAUAUCUUCAAGGAGGUUGGCGUAGAAUUCCGAACUAUAGAUGCUGUUAAACGACAUUUCCAAGCCUGGAAAACUGAAUAUCCAAAGGACUACAGCAAGGCGUAUGGGGGGCUUUUAUUACCACUUGUAUUCGACUUUUUUGUUCGUCAAGAGACUUGUCUUUGGAAUCCAUUACGCGUUCAACAAUAUAUACCAGAACAGUCGUGGCACAAAUCAGUGGCCUCCUUUACUAUCAUUCAAAAAUCAUCACAUAUGCACAGCGAUUCUGAGAGCGAUCGGGAUGAGGAUGGAGAGGACGAAGAAGACAUGGACAAGGAGUUGCUGGGUAAGGUCGUUGCUAAGAGCCUUUGUCCCAAGAUUACACAGUUCAUCGCAGCAGGCGGUGUUGAUUUGUAUUCUACCAAGCAGACAGAAUGCCUCAAAGCAAUUUUGGAUCAGCUUUUGGACCAUGUGGAUAAAAAGGACAAUAAAAUGGCUCAGCUUUUAGAAGCUACUCAGAAGGCUAUUCUAAAGACAGCGGAAGAUCACAGAACACAAUUUACAGAGGCUGCACAACCUCUCACGCCACGGCAUAUUUUGACCAGCGAAGGACAAGAAGCACGUGAACGAUACCUGUGGAGGACAAUAGGGUUGUUUAAAAAUCUUUUGCAGCUCCGUAGAUUUGUAACACCUAGUAUUAUUGAUCCUCCAGUCGUCGAUGGGCUACUGCAUGAUUGCAUUUUACGGCUGUUGGAAGGUGAUGACAAGGAUACAGUUGCCAAGUAUCAAAUGAUCUUCCAAGCUCUUCCUCACGAGAUCCGAUCACAAGAGCGGCACCUUAUUAUUGACCGCAUGGCUCGAGACAUGUAAACUUGGUUUUAUUCUCAAGACACAAAAGCCUCAAAGGCGAUAACAAAUAAUAUCAAUAGAAAUGAUGAUAAUUAUAUAUUCUUAUAUGUAUAUCAUAUGGCAAAGUCAAAUGUCUUGAAAGAAAAGGAGAUUUGGAGUUCAAGAGAGUUGGCUGUAGCACAUCUCAACAGUUGUGGCUGUGGCUGUGACAAUGACACAUUAAAGUUAUUUUUAGCC
Messenger RNA from Lobosporangium transversale, 2769 nucleotides. RefSeq names its product nineteen complex-related protein 2-domain-containing protein. The record is from RefSeq and is a predicted model, not a curated record. Gene Ontology annotation, cellular component: nucleus; U2-type post-mRNA release spliceosomal complex. The transcript has 9 exons. The coding region runs from base 94 to 2553 and encodes 819 amino acids. Gene Ontology annotation, molecular function: DNA binding. Gene Ontology annotation, biological process: spliceosomal complex disassembly; mRNA splicing, via spliceosome. NCBI's taxonomy places the organism in Eukaryota, Fungi, Mortierellomycota, Mortierellomycetes, Mortierellales, Mortierellaceae.